Molecule: messenger RNA, 1068 nt
Organism: Saccharomyces paradoxus
Lineage: Eukaryota; Fungi; Ascomycota; Saccharomycetes; Saccharomycetales; Saccharomycetaceae
Exons: 1
Coding region: 1-1068 (355 amino acids)
Biological process (GO): regulation of cell cycle
Cellular component (GO): nucleus
Source: RefSeq, a predicted model, not a curated record
AUGUCCACCGGAAGCAAUGAUGUGAAGGAUGACGUAAAGUUACUGCAACUUCUGAAUUCCAUAGAGGAACAGUUUUUAACGCCAUACAAAAAGCCAGAGGACUUGCGCAAUAUUUCCUCCACCACCAAACUAAAAGAUUCUACCCCAAUCAAGGAGUUAGACAAAUUGGCUUCCGUAUUGAAGGCCCACUGCACAAAAAUCGGCAUCGUCUGCAAGCCAGGUACUUUUGAUAGCAAUCAUAAAGUCGUCUUUACCGAAAUUCAAAACUUCAGUAGGCCAUUAUUCUACUUACUAAGUCUAUUUCCUUUGUUUUACAGCGACAAGAACUGCCCUAAAUACUUUGCAGAUCAACUGGAUGAAAGUGCACUGCAAUUGCUCGAUGGCUUGAGAGAUUUCAUUGCCGAAUUACAGGAAAGAUUGAAAAAUGAUGAAAAUGCAUCCCUGGACAAAGAGAGGUUGACUUCAGUUGGUAAAGUGUUCAAUGCGUGUGAUUCACUCUCUACCUGUUCCAGGGCUGGACCUCAUGGAAUCCUAGCCACCAUUUUAAAGGAUAACAUGGCCAUAAUGGAUGAUACACUGAAUGAAAUAAAGGAAUGGCUUGAGGAACCUGAUUUCUCAACAAACUCGGACGAUGUAUUCUUGAAUUUUGAAGAUUCAGAAUCUGAAACUGAAGCAGAGAAAGAAGAAUUUGAUCAGGAAAAGGUAUAUGAAAGCAUAAAGUCGUUUUUCGAUGGAUUUACGAGAAAAAUAAAACUAAUUAGAUUGCUCGUAUCAACUUUUAGAAAAACUCUGGUAUCAAAAGAUUUUAUUCCUAAGAAGAACCAAGCAGACACUUUAGAUAGUCUACACAUAUCUCUGAAAGAGAUACAGUUACUUUUGGAUGAAGUGGUAUCCACUGUGCAGUUUGAGCCAAAGAACUUCAGCACUGAGGAGGUAAAGGAAGAACAAGCUGCAUUGGCCGUAGUCAUCAAGAAGGUUCUUGCCCUAAUGAAUAAACUUUAUGAAGGUGAUACCAAAAGAAAAAAGUGGGUCGAAAUAUGGGAGAUAAAAUUUAACGAAUUGCCUUAG